AUUCCAAUAUGCCUAACAUCUUCAAUAUACCAUACUAUUGGCCAAGUCUGGUACUUCUGGUAUUGAACAAUGCUACACAUAAAUAGGCCUAGUGGGUUAUAGGAUGGGGGGGGGGUGAUAUUGAGCAGCAACAAUGUGAUGUUUACAGCUUCUCUUAUCGGUGUUAUUGGACCGAGAGUCGAGACAACUUUUUCGAAACUAACUCCAUUUCCGGAUCACACUCCUCAGUCACCCCGGGUCUUCGCCGCGGCCAGAAUCCAUGUUGUUKCUGUGUCUCUCCCACAGCGACGGAGCUAGUGAGCGGCCUUGUCCAAUAACCCUUCACGUUGCUGGGACCUGUGUGUCGAGAGUGUGUUUGUAUUCACCCCCCACCCCACCCCCCAAAAAUAAGAUGGCAGACUUUCGGGACGACACCGGAGCUCGAGCCCUACUGGCCUUGCAAUCUGCCCCGUGUAGCCCUGUUCGAGUCGGGGUGACCUCACCCGCAUACCCUCCCAAUUUCACCUUCUCGGGCUCUUCGGUCCUGAGCCGGGGCUGCGCAAUGCCUCCUCGCCUCGCGUCCCCUCCUCGGGCCCUGGCCAGGCUCGAAGGCCGGGACUUUGAUUUCGUCAUGCGGCAGCGGACAGUGACUGUAGGCCGUAACUCGUCGCACGGCUCCGUGGACAUAAACAUGGGUCACUCCAGCUUCAUCUCUCGGCGGCACCUCCAGAUCACCUUCGAGGAGCCGUGCGGGUUUUCGCUGCGCUGCCUCGGCAAGAACGGGGUAUUCGUGGACGGCGUGUUCCAAAGGAGAGGCGCGCCACCCCUGCAACUGCCCCGAGAAUGCGUGUUCAGGUUCCCCAGUACAGUGAUAAAAAUCCAGUUCACCUCUCUGCUGUCCGGGGAGGAGUUGAGAGAGGAGGAGCAGCGGUCUCCCCCGCCCCGCCUCACCCUCCUCCCCCACAUCUCCCCCCUCAAGAUCAGCAUUCCCACAAUGCACCAUGAUGACCUGCGACACCUGGUCAGCCCGCUGCCCUCUCCGACAGGGACCCUCAGGUGAGGACGCUCACACCAACACGUGCCUGAUCAC
Messenger RNA from Salvelinus sp. IW2-2015, 1069 nucleotides. RefSeq names its product forkhead box protein K1-like. Gene Ontology annotation, molecular function: protein binding; DNA-binding transcription factor activity, RNA polymerase II-specific; RNA polymerase II cis-regulatory region sequence-specific DNA binding. Gene Ontology annotation, biological process: regulation of transcription by RNA polymerase II. The record is from RefSeq and is a predicted model, not a curated record. Lineage: Eukaryota; Metazoa; Chordata; Actinopteri; Salmoniformes; Salmonidae.